AUGGAACAGAUUAACUCAAAUAGCAGGAAAAAACUGCAACAAUUAGAUAUAUUUAAAAAGUACGCUGCUGAAUCUAAAGAUGGAAAUGGAGAACUCGUACUUUCAUAUGACGAGUUUAUUGAAUUGAUCUCGAAUUCACAGAGAUUAUAUUCUACUUUGACAGACCAUUCCUUCAAUUUAAAUCAUGUACCUACAAAUACAUUUGGUUGUAUCUUUUUCGCUAUUGAUGAACAUAAUAAAGGGUAUUUGACCAUUAAUGAUUGGUUCUAUUUUAAUAAUAUUUUAGAAUGUAACGAUUAUAAUUUAAUUUUAUUAUAUGAAUUUUUUAGAAAAUUCGAUAUUGAACAAUUAAAACAUGGUAUAAUAGAAAAUAGUGGUACUCAAAUAGAUACUCAUCGUAUGAAAACUAUUAAUUAUAGUGAUCGUUUCUUAGAUUUUAAUGAUUUAUUAUUAAAUGUAUCACAAUUUAAAAAGACAAUCGGUUUAUUACAGGAUUCUAUGAAAAAUAAUACAAUUUCUCUUAAGGGUAGUGGUUUGUUAUUUGAUUGGGAUAAUCUACCUCUUUGGAAACUUUAUGAAACAUUCCCAUAUGGUGGGAUUUCGCAAAUGAAUAAUAAUCAAAAUGCAUUUAUUAGUUUGAACUCUUUAAUGACAAUGUUACAAACCGAUUUAAAGAAUGAUCGAUUGAAACAAGGCUUUGAUCAACUAUCUCAAUUGGAUUCAAGACAGAAUUGUCUAACAAUAACAAGGAAUCAAUUAAUACAACUUUUGAAAGGACUCUAUUCUCAUAAAGUCUCUUAUGAUAUAUUCGAUUCCUUAGUUGAUAUUACUCCACAAGGUUCGUUGAAACGAGAUGAUCAAACAAUUCCUUAUGGUGUCUUUAGAGAUGUAACUUAUUUGUUCGAGAAUUUCGAUUUAUUGAAUGAAGUAUUAUUGAAACAUGCAAGUGGAAAUGGGUUGAGCGCCAGCGAUUUAAGAGAAUAUACAAUUGAUAAGGAAACAUUGAUGGAUUUAUUAAAUACUCAAUACAAUAAAGUUAAUAAUUUAACACGAUUCUCUCCAACACAAAUCGAUUUAUUAUUUAAGAUAAUUUCAAAUUCAAAAAAAUUGCAUAGAAGGAAACUUACCUCACACGAUGAAAAUAAUGACCAAAAGAUGGAACAUUUCCAUGAAGAUUCACAAAUAAAUGAUUUUAUUAGAACGGAAUACAUGUAUGGAACAAAUGAAAAACCAAAGACUGAAUUGGAAUUAUUUAAUGAUAAUUAUAUUGAUCAAUCUAAUGAAUUUUGUCAGGAUAUAUCAGAAUAUAUGGAUAUUCCAGGCCAUAGAAAAUCAUUGUUUAAACAAAUAUUUGGCUCUAGUAAUGUUAUAUCUGACUUUGAUAUAGAUGAUGAUAGUUUGACCAUUGAAGAUUUUACAAAAAUUAUUAAUCCAAAUUAUUUGAAUGAUAUUAUUCAUAUUCUAGAAUUGCAAAAUGUUAAAAAUAGUUCUCUAUAUGUGAAUUAUUAUUUUUAUCCAAUAUUUGAUUCUAUCUAUAAUUUUUGUUUGGGCUCAAUUGCGGGUUGUAUUGGUGCUACGGUCGUGUAUCCUAUUGAUUUUAUCAAAACAAGAAUGCAAGCACAACGUUCUAAUGCAAAAUAUAAGAACUCUAUUGACUGUUUGUUAAAGGUUGUUAAAGCAGAAGGUAUUAGAGGCCUAUAUUCGGGUCUUGGAUUCCAAUUGAUAGGUGUAGCACCAGAAAAGGCAAUUAAAUUGACUGUUAAUGAUUUCAUGAGGAAAAGACUUGUCGGUAAUCAGAAUCAAUUGAGUGUAAGCGGAGAAGUAUUAUCAGGUGCAUCUGCUGGGAUGUGUCAAGUCAUUUUCACAAAUCCUAUUGAAAUUGUAAAGAUUAGAUUGCAAGUGAAAUCGGAAUAUGUGGGUAGUGCAGAUACUACGGCAAUUCAAAUCAUUAGAAGGCUAGGUCUAUCUGGUUUAUACAAAGGUGUGGCAGCAUGCCUAAUGAGAGAUGUUCCAUUUUCUGCUAUAUAUUUCCCUACUUAUGCUCAUUUGAAAAAAGAUCUUUUCCAAUUCGAUCCAAAUGACAAGACUAAGAGAAAUAGAUUAAAGACUUGGGAAUUAUUAUUAGCUGGUGGUCUUGCAGGUAUGCCAGCUGCAUUCUUAACGACUCCAUUUGAUGUUGCAAAGACAAGACUUCAGAUUGAACCAAAGCAAGGUGAAACUAGCUAUAACGGUAUAUUCCAUGCAUUUAAAACUAUCUUGAAAGAAGAAAGUUUUAGAAGUUUCUUCAAGGGAGGAGGUGCUAGAGUAUUAAGAAGUUCACCUCAAUUUGGGUUUACACUAGCAGCAUAUGAACUAUUUAAAAACUCAUUCCCGGUGCCUAAUUUUGGAAGUGACUCUAAAACCUCACCUGGAGGAUCUACUGAUAUUGGCUCUUCUGUAGCUUCCUUGGCUAUAUUCUCUCAACAAGCUAAGAAUAAUUCCAAGAAAUUUGCUUAUAAUUCUAGCAUGGAGUUAUAUGGACCUACUAUAGACCCUUACAGUUCGAACUAUCUAAACUACUAUUAUAAGAGCUGUGAAGUAGCUAAGACUUUUAUUGAUUUGGAUAACAAUUUUGCCAGGUUUGACAAAUCAGUUUAUUCUAGGUUCAAUGAUUACCUGAAGAGUAUCGGGAGCGCUAGGUAA
This is a messenger RNA of Maudiozyma barnettii, 2682 nucleotides long. It is a transcript of the gene AGC1, whose product is annotated as citrin. Gene Ontology annotation, biological process: malate-aspartate shuttle; aspartate transmembrane transport; L-glutamate transmembrane transport. The coding region runs from base 1 to 2682 and encodes 893 amino acids. Gene Ontology annotation, molecular function: L-glutamate transmembrane transporter activity; L-aspartate transmembrane transporter activity. The record is from RefSeq and is a predicted model, not a curated record. The transcript has a single exon. Lineage: Eukaryota; Fungi; Ascomycota; Saccharomycetes; Saccharomycetales; Saccharomycetaceae.